GACACGCCCCCCCACCGAGGCUCCGCCCCCCCCGCUUCUCCUCUCUCCCCUUGAGGUCACAUCCGCACCGGGCCGGAAGCGGCGGGUGCGCGGCCGUAUUUGAACGGCGGGGUACCGCGCGGCUGCCGCGGUCGCGGGUUCGUGUCCCGCUGGGGCCGCCCGCCCACCCGGCCCCGCCAUGCCCAUCCGCGCACACUGCACCAUCUGCUCCGACUUCUUCGACAACGAGCGCGACGUGGCGGCCGUGCCCUGCGGCCACACGUUCCACUACGUCUGUCUGAUCCAGUGGUUUGACACAGCACCUAGCCGGACCUGCCCGCAGUGCAGAAUCCAGGUUGGCAGAAAACACAUCAUCCAUAAGCUGUUUUUUGAUGUUGCCUUGGAGGAGCAGGCAGUGCCGGAUGCAGAGACCUUGCAGAAUGAACUGGACAAGGUGAAGGCUGAGCUCUCUGUGAAAGAGAAAGAAAAGCGGGAAUGCCAGGCAGUUGUGGAUGGGCUGAGGGACACUCUGGAUGUGCGCAAUGCCACUAUAGAGUCGCUCCAGAAGGUGCUCGGAGAGACAGAGAUGUUGUGCUCCUCUCUCAAGAAGCAGAUGAAAUUCCUGGAGCAGCAGCAGGAGGAUAACAGAAGUUCAAAGGAGGAGGCCCGCCGCCUGCGAAACAAGCUGAAGACCAUGGAGCGCAUCGAGCUGUUGCUUCAGAGCCAGCGCCCUGAAGUGGAGGAGAUGAUCAGAGAGAUGGGAGUCGGGCAGGCAGCGGUGGAGCAGCUUGCGAUCUACUGUGUCUCGCUGAAAAAGGAAUAUGAAAACUUGAAGGAGGCUCGGAAGAUGUCUAGUGAGAUGACAGAGAAACUGAAGAAGGAGCUAUUUGCUGUCAAUAGCAAGCUGCAGAAAACAGUUUUGGAGUUGGAGAAGACACAGGAGGAGUUAAAAAGCACCCAGAAGGAUCUGAAGAAUGCGGACAAGGAGAUCUUGAGCUUGAAGAAGAAGAUAGACAUCCUGCAGGAUACUCUGAAGGUGCCAUCCCCAACUAGAGAGACGCUCAGUCGACUAGUCUUUGAAAGCCCUGCUCCCGUGGAACUGCAGCACCCAAAGCUCCACCGCCCAGCCCACAGCGAGGAGAUCAAUCUAGAUGCUUCUUUUGAUGUCGACACCCCUGAACAUCAGCCCUGCAGUUCUCUCUGCAGCCCUGCAAAAAGGCAGAAGCUGGAUAAAAAGCCGCCUCCUGUGGUAAAUCUGGCGAAGAAGGUGCUGAAGGAAACGGUGGAGAACUGGGCAGAUGAUCCGGAGGAUGAUACCCUUAAAGGACUGUUGCCAGCAUUCAUCAGGAACUCUGUUCUCUCCAAGAAGCCAUCUUCGGGUAGCUUGCUGGGUCCGCACAGGAACGUGGGCACUGUGCGGAUGGGUUAUGAUGGCAUGGGAGGCAGAACAAAGUUCAUACAGCCUACAAACCUGGCAGAAAUCCGUCCAUUAGCAGUGAGGAGCAAGAAAAAGGUCUCCAGGCAGGUGUCUGCAGCUCCCUCCACAUCUUCCUCCAGCAGCAGCCAAGCCAGACUGGACAGUUUUCUGCAGUGAGAGCAGCUGGGCAGGGUGGCCAUAGCACAGACCAUGCUUGCCCAGAGCCUGGCACACAAAGCAAUGGGCAACCGCUGUUCUGUGAGUGGCUAUGAUUUGCAAAGCACCUAUGCUAUGUGGUGGGUGAGGCAAGUUGCC
Pezoporus flaviventris is the source of this 1711-nucleotide messenger RNA. RefSeq names its product TRAF interacting protein (gene TRAIP). The record is from RefSeq and is a predicted model, not a curated record. The transcript is spliced from 15 exons. Gene Ontology annotation, molecular function: zinc ion binding. Bases 179 to 1573 code for a protein of 464 amino acids. Lineage: Eukaryota; Metazoa; Chordata; Aves; Psittaciformes; Psittacidae.